Molecule: messenger RNA, 213 nt
Organism: Aspergillus bombycis
Lineage: Eukaryota; Fungi; Ascomycota; Eurotiomycetes; Eurotiales; Aspergillaceae
Exons: 1
Coding region: 1-213 (70 amino acids)
Source: RefSeq, a predicted model, not a curated record
AUGACCAGCUUCAAGGUGCUCUUUGCCUUCCUCGCCAUGUUCAUGUUCUCCAUCCAAGGCGCCAUGGCCCUCCCCGGCAACACCGAAUCUGUCCCUGCUGCUGCCGUCAACGACUACGAGGCUAGAGCUCAAAAGUCCCCUGCCCCCGCUGAAGGCGAGCCUUUCGUACGUUUGACACGGCCAUUCUAUUCAUGGCAAACCCCCACUAUGUAA